AUGUCUCCCUCAACCUUCACUCGCGCUGCUUUUGCAGCUGGGCUUCUUGCCUCUGGUGUCUCGGCGGCUUUCGACAAUGCUGCUAAGACGAACAUUGCCAUGUACUGGGGACAAGGAAACGCUCAGAUUCCACUGUCCGAGGUCUGCGCUGAUCCUAACAUCGAUAUCGUCAACAUUGGCUUCAUCAACGCAUUCCCUUCGGUAGUAGGCUCAUACCCGGGAAGCAACCACGCCAAUGCGUGUGGUAGCGAAGUAUACUACGACCCGGUUCUGAAGAAGGACAGCAAGCUUUACAGCUCAUGCCCUGGCGUGGGAGAUGCUAUCACUGCUUGCCAGAAGAGCGGCAAGAAGGUCAUGCUCUCUCUCGGUGGCGGUUGGCCUACUGACUACUAUCUGCCAUCCCCUGAGGUCGCUACAUGGACUGCCCAAUUCCUGAUCGGAGCCUAUGGUCCUCCCACCGCCGCCUGGAAGGCGGCUGGCAGGCCUCGUCCUUUCGGCGAUGCCGUCGUUGACGGUUUUGACCUCGAUCUCGAGGCACAAACCUACGACAUGCCUUCAGCUGAGUACAUUUACAAGAACUACGACAUCUUCGGCAAGUACGUGAAGAGCAACUCGAAGAUGCUUCUCUCCGCCGCUCCUCAGUGCGUUGUCCCAGACGUCAGGAUCUCACCGGUCCUCAAGGCCGUUCCCUUCGACUUUAUCUUCACUCAGUUCUACAACACCCGAGUCUGCUCUGCCGCUCAGGCCGUCCAAGAUAUCAAGGACAAGAAGACUGGCACCUUCACUUUCGACAAAUGGAUCUCCGAGAUCAGGGCCUCUGCGAACCCCAACCUCAAGUUCUACAUUGGAUUGGCCGCAGGUCCGGAUGGUCUCCCCACCCACAAGGAAGACUACCUCACGCCCGAAGAUGCGAACACCCUGAUUACGAAGUACAAGGGCAACACCAACUUCGGUGGUGUGAUGCUCUGGGAAGCCUCCGUUUCCGUCAGGAACCCUACAUACGGUCGGUCCUACGGUACUUGGAUGAAGUAUGCUGUCGAAGGUACCUUCUUGAAGAACUACAAGCCUAUCGUGUCUUCCAGCACCAGGUCUUCAACAACCUCUACUAAGACAUCUUCCACCAAGACACCUUCCAGCACCCCUGUUACUUCUACCAAGACCUCUUCCACCAAGAGCUCGUCCACCAAGAGCUCGUCCACCAAGAUCUCGUCCUCUACUCCUGUCUCGAGCAGCAAGAUCCCUUCCAGCACUCCUACCCCCAGCACCAUGAUCACCAGCAGCAAGACCUCAUCUUCUGCUUACGUCACCUCCAGCAUGGUUUCUUCGUCUGCAUACGUCACCUCCAGCUCGAUUUCCAGCAGCAGCAGCAGUAGCUCAGCAUACGAAACUGUCUCUACCAAGAGCGCCAGCUCCGCCGAGACUGUCAGCAGCACUCUGAUCGAGCCAUCUUCCGUCGCAACGAUCUCUGCGUCUGCCUCUAGCAGCGAGUCAGCCUACGUGCCUUACCCGACUGAGUCUGCCAGCUCUGUUGAGACCAUCAGCAGCUCCGCGACUGAGUCUUCUUCUAUUGACACUAUCUCUGCCACAAAGGAGGGUAGCUCAGUAUACGUGCCUUACCCGACCGAGACCCCGAGCUCUGUCGAGACUGUCAGCAGCACCUUCAUUGAGCCGUCAUCCAUUGCCACGAUCUCCGCAUCUGAGACUCUUAGCAGCUCUGUCUACGUUCCCUCCUCGAGCGAGACGUCUGCCUCCACCGACAAGUACCCCACUGACACUGUCUCCGCGACUACCCCUGAGGGUGUCUCUUCGACUUCUUGCAGCACCUCCAGCGUUGCAUACUCCACUGGCGCUAGCUCCAGCGAUGUCUACUCGGUGUCAUCUGUCGUAUACUCAUCUGGUGUCUACUCUACUGCAUCCCCGGUGUACCCCACCUCGACCUACUCUGCCAGCAAGGGAAUGGACUACCCCGACUAUCCCGCCGAGAGCUCCAAGAGCGAUGCUGCGUCCAGCACUGGCUACGAGAGCGUUUCAUCGGUUACAAAGAAGCCUGAGUACUCUGAGUACCCCACUGCUCCUACUGGCUCUACCACCGCCACUGUCAUCACCACUACCUACGUCGAUGUCUGCCCUACUGGUCUGACUACCGUCACCACCACGUACUGGACAACCGUCUGCACCAAGUGCGCCGCGAAGCCCACCGGCUCGGCCGACGUACCUGAGGGUUGGACCACCAGUGUCUACACUGCCAGCACUGUUACCGUGACUCUUACCAAGCCCAUCGUCACGCCUACCAGCAUGCCCGCAUACCCAUCGUCCGCUCCUUCCGUCGCAUACCCCGCGGACUACCCUGCUAAGCCCGUGUCCUCUGGCAAGCCUGGAUACCCUGCCGUCCCUGAGGCGUCUAUGCCCGCAUACCCAGCUGCUCCUAAGCCCUCCAAGGCUGCCGAGUACCCAGCUAUUCCUGAGGCUUCCAAGGGCGCCGAGUACCCCUCUGUCCCAGAGGCAUCGAUGCCUGCGUACCCUGCCGCUCCCCACUCCUCCAAGGCCGCUGAAUACCCAUCCGUCCCUGAAGCUUCCAAGGCUGCGGAGUACCCAUCUGCUCCUCAGGGAUCCAUGCCCGCCUACCCUGCCGUUCCUGAAGCCUCCAAGGCGGCUGAAUAUCCUGCCAUGCCCGAGGCACCCAAGCCAGCUUCUUCCUCUGCCGCCGCUGGCUACCCAUCUGCGCCCAUCGCUUCCGAGUACCCCAAGAAGCCUGUCGAGCAGGAGGUUACCAGCACCGUCCGCGUUACCUCCACCCUCUCCAAGGUCGCCGUUCCCACUUACGCUCCCGCUCCUUACCCAACAGUCAGCGCUGGAGGUGCACCUUACGUCCCUGCCGGCUCUGCCAGCAGCUACGCACCCAUGCCUACCGGCACCGGUGUUGGUUCCGCUUACCCUUCCAUGCCAGCGGAGUUCACAGGUGCUGCUAGCCGUGCUGGUGCUGGGUUCAUGAUGGUUGUUGGUGUUGUUGCUGCCGUUCUUGUUCUAUAA
Molecule: messenger RNA, 3030 nt
Organism: Alternaria arborescens
Lineage: Eukaryota; Fungi; Ascomycota; Dothideomycetes; Pleosporales; Pleosporaceae
Exons: 3
Coding region: 1-3030 (1009 amino acids)
Biological process (GO): carbohydrate metabolic process
Cellular component (GO): extracellular region
Molecular function (GO): chitinase activity
Source: RefSeq, a predicted model, not a curated record